UUGGGAGAGAGGAAAAGAAUGGAGGAGUAGUCGUGUAAUGGACCAUUGCUCCAGUGGGCACAGUAACAGGGGAAAGCAAAGCAGGAUGGGUACUUGACAAACGAACGGCUGAUGUCAUUGGACAUGAGCCAGCUGAGGUUGGUAGUAGUUUGUAUAUACAGCAGGGAUCCAGUGUGGCCAGAGUUAGGGGUAGGAGAGGUGGGACUUGGCUAGCCAUAGCGCAGACAUUUAGGGCCUUUAGAGUGAGGACCCUCAAGGGCCCUGAGAUAGCAAGAGGAUGCGUUAGAGAAAGGUGAAGAAAUUGUCUUAGAGAAGAGAGAUGAGAAUUUGAAUCUCCCGUCAGGGAAGCUGCGAGAACCCGAAGUACUGCAAGGGUUAAUUAGAGUGCGAUUUCAAGGCACAGACAAAAGGCGGAAGACUUUUUUUUUUUUUAAGAGUUGGACUGAAGUAGAAUUGUGGUUGCUUUUCCGUUGUGACUGAUACUCAUCCAUAAAAUAAAAGUAGCUCCUCUCCCGGUGUUUCUCCCCUCCCCUCCCCUCCCAAUUUAAAACAAAACGGCGGGAGAUUAAUCCAGCCCAAAAUCUCAAGUCCACUAACGGAUCCGUGCUAUUGACCCGGGGCAAACCCCGCCCCCGGCUUCCUCGGUGCCUUUUUGUGCUUCCUAAUCAGCAUCCCCCCGAACUUCUGCGCCGCAAAGUCCCCACUUAAACUGAGGGACAGUUUUCAUCAGUGGUGUAUUCUAAAAACAACUUUGCAUGAGCCCAGAAACAAGUGCCAGACUUCUUUUUAACCACGUACCUCAUUUGGGAAGCCCCAGCUGCCUCUCUCAGAGCGCCCAGCUCCACUUCUGCGUCUAGAUCCGCGACUCUAUGGCGACGAACUUUUGGAAGGCAAAGAUCCUACUGGCAAGUGUUCUGAUCGGGUAUUUCGACUUCGGGAAGUGUGAGUCCAUGAAGAUAUUUGGCUGCAAAAAUGAUAAUGUUACACUUUCACCAUUUCACCUAAACAUAGAGAAUUUAAAUAACUGGAUAUUUAAGGAUAUUACCUGGAAGAAAGAUAAAGAUAAAGUAGCAGAUUGGCAAUUGGAUGAAGAAGUUAAGUAUUUUACACCCUUUACAAAUAGGGCUACUUUAGACUUUAAAUCUGGAAACCUUACCAUCUCUAAUUUAACAAGAUCUGAUGAAGGGGCAUAUAAAAUAGAAUCAUUGAAUCUUCCAGAAGGCGAGGCCGUGAAUCUUUAUGUUUUAGACAAACUUUCACCACCUACUCUUUCCUGUUCAUUUGAGGAUGGAAAAAUUGUGGUUUCAAGUGAAAGGCCAGAAGAUAGUCGUUUUCUAAAUUAUAAAUGGAAAUAUGCUGGACCAUAUGUGAAUAUUUCUGAAUCAGAGGUACAAAUAAAUAAUUCUGUAGAUUUCCAUGAAAGCAUUUCCUGCAUUUUAUCGAACCCUGUAUCUACCACUGAAUCUGAACUCUUUCUCCAGUCCUGUGUUCCAAAAGAGAAUCAGAGAAGACAUAGAUAUAUACUAAUUGGAUCAAUCACAGUUGUAAUUGUUAUAUGCCUGGGAAUCCUUUUCAUCUUAAGAAAAUGCGGGCUAUUGAACAAAAAAUGAAUUCCAUCACCUAUAAAUGGAGUAAUGAAAAUAUCUUUGGAAAUUUCACUUGAAUGUUUUCUUCAUAAAUAAAUGUAUAGCUGCUAAAAAAAAAACUGGUUCUUCUCCAGCUAUAACUUCACAUGGAAGUUGAAUUACAAAGUUAAGAGCAACUGAGUUCAAAAUUUGGCCUCAGACACUGAACACUUCCAAGUCAUAUGUGUGACCCUGGGCAAGUCACUUAACUCCAAUUGCCUCAGCAAAAACAAACAAACAAACAAAAACCAUUGCACUUUGAGCACAACAUCCUCUCAAGAACUGUUUUCCUUCAGAGAGUGACUGUCAUCACCACUAGCUGCCACACCAGCUCAGCCAACCACCAGCCUGGCCCAAGAAGAAGUGGGACACAAUUAGCACCAACGGAGCCAGCAGCAAACUGAGAAUGCUGUGGGGAACAAAUUGCUUUUAUUUUGUGCAUUCAAACUGGGGCCUUUGGAAAAGGACAUAGGUUUUUCUUUCUGUUUCUUUAGAAGAUCCUUUAAGGAAAAAGGUAGGCAGGAAGAGUGUUUAUUAUUGAUGACUUGUUCGGUACUGAUUGCAUUUUGCAUUAUCGAAUCCUAUGUAUUGUCAUAGCUCUGGCAGUGAAGCCCCAAAAAGUCAACAAGGAUGAUUGAGCUAUAACCCAAGGAAGGUGUUUUGCGCAUGUACAUUUUUACGCCUGUACAUAUCUAUGUAGAUAGAUGUAGACAUGAUAUACAUUUUUAAUAUCUGUGUAUAUUUUUUUUUGGUGUAUAUAUAUGUUUUUAAUUUAAAAAAAAUUUUAAGUGGGGGGCAAGUCAAGAUGGCGGAGAAGAGACAAAAUUUUAUCUGUGACCUCAUCUGAUCUCCUCUCAAACCAACAGCAGAGUAAGCCUCCAAAUUGGCUUUGGCAUCAAAGAAUCCACAAAUAUUUGGAGUAUAACACAUUUCUAGAAGUUACAUUGGAAGAACUUCAGAAGAGAUCUGUUUCAAAUGGGCGGGGGAUAGUCUUCCGAGCCUAGACCUCAGCACAGGAAGACGGGGCAAAGAACUGGGGCAAAAAGCUGGGGCAAGAGGCAGAGCAUUGUAGCUUCCAUGCAUCUAGGAAUAUUCUCUGAGCCUCUUAGAUUACUUUGUCCUGGUGCAAGCAGGUGAUUUGGCAGAUUUGCCACAAAAGGCAAAUUGUAAACCACUGAGCCAUGGAAGAACACAGAACCUGGUCACAAUUACCCAGCAUUGGAAAUCAAUCAACAGAACUGCCCCAGGGCAAAUUAAAGCAGCUAUCUGCUCCUUUUUGUUAAGAUCAGACCUCAAGCCUUUUUAAAAAAUGAGCAAAAAACCAAAAAAACUCACCAUAAACAGUUUUUAGGGUGAGAGAGAAGAACAGAACUCAAAUCCUAAGGUUCCUAAAUGCAAAUCAACUCUAGAUGAAGCCCCAAAGGGAGAUAUAAGCUGGUCCCUAUCUCAUAAGGCUUUUUUGGAAGCUUUAAUAAAGGAUCUUAAAAGAAUUAGAAGAAAAAUGGGGAAAGGAAAUGAGAUCUUUGCAAGAAGGGAUGGAAAAAACAUAUAACUCCUCACAAAAUAGAUAUAAAUAUGUGUGUGUGUGUAUAUAUUACAUAUAUAUAUUUGUUGAAAAAUAGAAUUUGUGAAAUGGGAAAAAAAAAACACAAUGAACAAAACAAUUUGAUUGGCCAAAUACAAAAGGAGCUAAAAAAGGUAACUGAAGAAAAUAAUACACUAAAAAUUAGAAUAAAAUUUUUAAAGCUAUUUUUCAAAUGAGGAAUAGACCCCAACAGAAAGCUGCAAUAUUCUUGAUAUCUUUGUAAGCAGUAAGGAGGAGCAGUAACAGUAUUAUCUUAUCUUUAAGUGGGCUUUUUUUUUUUGUUGUCCUUAAGUAAAUUUUUAUUACAAUGGAUCCUUGUUAAAUCUCUUUUCUAAUUCCUUAAAUUAACAAAAUUAUCUUGAGCUCCCUCUCCACCUCCUCCCCACAGUUACUGUAUCCAAGCAGAAGUACAAGUUAUAGAUGUCAACCCCCAAGGUUAUUUCUCAUCUAUAAAUGACCCUACUGCUUUGCUUCUCUUAUUAAUUACUUUUAGUAACUUGGCCCACUUACUAAGUAUCAAGUGGCUACUUCAUUUAGGAAUUUAGCCCACCUUAUGGCAUCUUCCCCAUCUUUUCCCUUUUUGAUGGCAACUUCCUUUAAGGAUUCAUUAAUCACUAAAUUCUCCUUUAUUAUGCCAACAAUAUAAUGAAAUCUUUGCCUCUAAUUUGUAGAUGGCCUAAGCCUACAAAUUCUUUUGAAAUACCUUGUGACACCAACCUGAAAUCCCAAUAUAUAUAUGUUUGUACUCCAACACUUUUAGUAAAGUGCUGGGCCUGAAAUCCUGAAAACUUUAAUGAUCCUGGGAAUGUUGCUUAGCAUCUUAUUUUAUUGCCUUUAAAAAAAAAAAAGCUUAAAAAAAUAAUUCUUCCAAGAGCAAUAUUUACACUCAGAAAAGAAAUUCAUUGCACAAAUAUGAGAAAUACUAAAAUUAUAAACUACAAAUUUAGGGGAAUUCCUUAUAUUUCAUAUAGUCAGAGAUAUGCAGAAAUCAGCUCCCUCUGGGUCCAGUUGUUACAUUUUGAGAGUGAACAUUUCUACCUCUUGUGAGGAGUAUGAAAAGUUAGAUUUCCUUGGAAAUUGUCAAAACAGGAUGAAGGGAGGGGUAAAGUAUCUUGUUAAGAUAUCUCCAACCAAUCAUUAAAUGGGUCUAGGAAAUGGCCAAAUAACAAAGUUCCUAACAAAGAGGCCCAGGCUUAAACCAGCCCAAACCAGGUAGGGUCAGUGACUGGACAUAAACAAGCCUUUUGACACAUAGAAUGGAUUAAUAAAGAGGAUUAUAAACUCGACCAAUUACAACUCUGAUUGUAAAUCUGACCAAUUGUAAUUCUGAUCAUUAAAAAAUCUGACCAAUUCAUAUCAUGAACGUGUUGAGGGAUGAGACACUAACAGUGUUUGGUCACCAGGUCAGUAUUGCAGGUUUUGCAAAAGAAGUCACAGUUCUGGUCUCCAAGUUAAGUUGGCAAAAAAGGGUUUAUCCCAGCGAGCUGGAUUCCUAGUUGGAAUAGCAGCAAAGCAUUGAGAGACAGAGUUCAAUCUAGUCUUCUAUAACCCGAGGCUAAGGAGCAAUCUCUGAAUGAAUUAAGGGUGGUGGGCUAGGGAGUAAUCCAGAUGAAUUAGGAGUGGAUGGUGGUGGGUUGAGGAGUAAUCUUCAGGUGAAUUAAGGGUGGUGGUGAUUAUUUUAGGAGUUUCCUGAGAGUAGAAGCUAAGGAGUAAUCUCCAAGUGAAUUAAGGGUGGUGGGCUAGGGAGUAAUCCAGAUGAAUUGAAGUUGGAAGGGGUGAGCCAAAGCCAGAAGAUUCCGGGUUUCCUGACCCAGAAACUGCAUCCCCCCACAAAGGUCAGAGAAUCAAAGGGUCAUGUUACAUCAAAGGGAAGAGUAAGGAAUUGAACUAAUAAUAUAAAGACUUCAGUCUUCAGUGUAUGUCUCACCCAUAAGCCCACCCACUUCUCAUGAGAAUCACUGAAUAAAGGAUUCUUCUUUUACUCUAAAAAAGUGUUGCUGUAAUACUACUGGACUAGCUUGCAAUUGGGGAAGCAGGGGACAGCAAUAGCUCAUCUCAGACUUACUCCUCAACCCUGUUGAGUUCCAUGGAGUCUUGAUAAUACCUCCCAAAUUGGCAAACAUUAAUCAAUUUGAUUUAUAGAAUUUGUAACUCAAUGUUAAUGAGGGGUGGGGAAUAUUUUUAAAAAUUACAUUGUGUGAACUUUUUUCCUCCCAGAAAACAAAUUAUUAAACAUUUGCCAAUAUACCUCUGGUAUAGUCAUAUUUCAGCAGAGUACUUGCCAGUCUCUUGUGGAUGGAGAAGCAUGGGCUGGAUUAUAUUCUACUUAUAUGUACCAGUAGCUAUUCUAUGUAAAAACACAAAAUAAUUCUAUCAGGAAUCAAGAGAACUUUCAAAGGAAGCUAGGAGUUGCCAGAGAUAAGUGGGGAGAAGAGCAUUCCAGCCAAACUGAAAGGCCAAGUCAUGACUAUAUUAUAUGUUCCAAGGGUUCCUGGGAUCAUGCAUUUAUUUUUUUUGAUAGACUUUUGAUUAGCCCACUCCUUCUUCACUCCCUCAGCUCCCUUACUCCUCUCCAAACAUAUGCAUAGUUUAUUCAGUCAUUCCUUUUACAUCUCAACUUUCCCCCUUAUGAUUUUGAUAUAUCAUGGAUCAGCACUUGAAAUUAAAUGGGAAUUUGGAGGGAGUUUUGUGGAAGCUGCUGAUAACAUGCAAAGGCUACAGGUGACCCAGAAAAUGUUUAGAAACUCAGAAAUGCAUUAAGUAUAUGUAUAGUAUUACUUAAUAAUACUGCCCCCCUCCCUAUGGCCUACAAAUUAAAAUAUUAAUUUGUAAUUUAUUAAUUUCUAUCUAUUGAUAGAUAUGAUUUUUAAUUUAUGUUAUUUGUGGAUUGCACUGUGAAUGUUUUGGGGACAGGGACCAGUUUCAAUUUAUCUUUGCAUUUUCUCCCUCUGUCCAGCACUAUAUUAAAAGACAAGUGUCUCACUAGGCACAAGGGAUACAGAUCUUUAAAAAGUGACUCAUAUGCUCAUAUUUUCGUGGAGAAAGCUCUGUGACUUUCUUUGAUGGCUUAGAAUGGCUAUGAAUCAUAAUUGUUUUCUCUUCAGUCUAGAAACUCUAAGGGUCUUCCCUUUCCAGAGCCAUAUCUUUGUGAUGGUAAAUUGGCCCAUCCUUUUAUCUCAUUUCUUACAUAGCUCUUAGUCAUCAAGUGGGCAUUUUAUUUUAGAAAUUAAUUAAUUUAGAAAGACCAAGAUCACCUGCUACCUCUUGGGCCAUCAUCACUAAUCUAGACUAGGAUGACUUUUGAGGAGAGUGAAAGCUUAUGACUUUGCACAACCCUGCCCCAUUUAAAUCGAAUGCACUUACAAGUCAAGCCAUCACUCUUGUGAAGUCAAUGAUCCUCUUCCAGAGGAAGAAUGCAGAACAAACCUUUUCUUGGAGCGAUGUUGCUUAUGCAUCUAAAGUUUCUCCAGAGGUAUGCCACAACACAGAGGUAAACCCUAAGUUUUUUAAGGUAUACUUUGUAGUUUUAGAUAUGUUAUUUCAAAUAAAAUAAGCUUUAUAAAUAA
Molecule: messenger RNA, 6776 nt
Organism: Antechinus flavipes (yellow-footed antechinus)
Lineage: Eukaryota; Metazoa; Chordata; Mammalia; Dasyuromorphia; Dasyuridae
Gene: CD58
Product: CD58 molecule
Exons: 6
Coding region: 870-1610 (246 amino acids)
Cellular component (GO): cell surface
Molecular function (GO): signaling receptor binding
Source: RefSeq, a predicted model, not a curated record